Messenger RNA from Cuscuta campestris, 472 nucleotides. NCBI's taxonomy places the organism in Eukaryota, Viridiplantae, Streptophyta, Magnoliopsida, Solanales, Convolvulaceae. The record is from the annotation of a GenBank genome assembly.
AUAUAUCAUCGGCCAAAUAAUGACCGGUACACUUCACAAAAAAGUAUACCGGUCAAACUACGUUAUCAUCCUAUUUAUUCCAGAUUUCGAUAAAUUCGUCCCUUGGAGAUUACCCGGUGUAGUUUCUGGGGUUGGGGUGGAAAGUGUCGGCAGAGGAGGAUCUGCGAGGGCUUGGCGUGUAGCGACCCGUGUCAGUAGAGGACAACUGGAGAUGCUGGAGAAUCCAUCCAAGGCACUACUUGACAAAGGGAAUGAUCCCCUUCACAAGGCGACAAGGCAGCUUGAGGACGAAACCAGUCACCUCGCACCACAUCAGCAGCAUGCCCCCACGUGGGCGCACGUGGUCCUGUCCCCUUAGCCUAGUAUAAAUACUCAUGUAAACCUCAGAAAGAGGGAUCCGAAUCCAUUUCCCCUAAACUCCCUUGUAAAAGCACCCGUGCAUUCUCCGUUAUAAUACAAAUUGGGCUACAGG